This is a messenger RNA of Linum tenue, 530 nucleotides long. Lineage: Eukaryota; Viridiplantae; Streptophyta; Magnoliopsida; Malpighiales; Linaceae. The record is from the annotation of a GenBank genome assembly.
UUGGUUUAUGAGUUCAUGAUCAACGGAAAUUUGGACAUCUACCUGUUUCAUCCAAUGAAAAAGUUGAGCUUGGACUAGGGUAGUAGGGUUAAUGACUUAGGAUCAUUGAAGGAGUUACCAAGGGCUGUUGUACCUCCAGGAAUACUCAAACUUCACCAUCAUCCACAGGGAUUUGAAGGGCAGUAACAUUCUUCUAGACGAUGGGAUGAACCCCAAGAUUUCAGACUUUGGGAUGGCGAAACUCUUCAGAAAAGAUCUGUGUGAAGCUAACACCAGUAGGAUUGUCGGAACAUAUGGAUAUGUGCCUCCUGAAUACGUGAAGAAUGGAAUAUACUCAAUGAAAUACGAUGUCUACAACUUUGGGGUAUUCCUCCUACAAAUUAUAGCAGCAAAAGGUCCCAAUGUUACUAUGGUCCAAACGAAGACAUGCACCUCUUGGACUAUGUAAUGAUCCCACUUAUUCCAGGCCUUCCAGAGUUAGCUGUAACAAGCAUAAGCACAAGAACAAAAAAUUACUCUGUAUUUUUUUU